AUGGAGCGAAUCCGACAAGGCGUUCUGGAUGCUUCUGCGACACCAGGAUUAAAGCAAAUCACACCCGCUGUAGCACAGAUCGAUGCCAGAAACGGAUUUGGUUUUGUGGCGGUAGACCUUGGUAUGGCUGCAGCGAUCGAAUCAGCAAAAGUCUUUGGAAUCGGCAUGGCUAGCAUCAAAAAUUCGAAUCACUUCGGGAUGGCCGCAUGGGUCGUGCAGAAAGCCCUCGAUUCUAAUAUGAUGAGCUUGGUGUUUACGAAUUCCAGUCCUGCAUUACCGGCGUGGGGCGGCAAGAGCAUGCUACUAGGCGUGUCACCCCUAGCGUGCGGUGCACCAGGGAAAGAAAAGCCGUUCAUCCUUGAUAUGGCGCCAUCCAUUGCUGCACGCGGAAAGAUCUACAAAGCGAAGAGGAGAGGCGAACAAAUACCCGCUGACUGGGCGCUCGACAAGAAUGGCAAGCCAACAACAGACCCCGCCGCUGCCCUUGAUGGCGGGGUCAUGCUACCCAUGGGUGGACCGAAAGGAUCUGGAUUAGCAGUUAUGAUGGAUGUAUUCUCUGGCGUUCUCUCAGGGUCAGCCUUCGCUGGGCACGUAGCCGGCCCAUAUGACGCCUCGAAACCUUCGAACGUUGGUCAUUUUCUUGUUGCUAUCAAGCCUGACUUGUUCAUGAGCCUCGAAGAAUUUAGAGAGAGAAUGCAGUACCUCUACAACAGGGUUGUUAGCGCUGAAAAGGCGGACGGCGUCGAUCACAUUUACUUCCCUGGAGAGCUUGAGCAACUGCAACAACAAGCACGAGAGGCGACGGGCAUACCCUUAGUUCAGGCUGAGAUAGAUGCUUUGAAUGCUGAGGCAGACAAAGUGGGUGUAGAGCAUCUCGAAAUCCGGCCAAAUCCAUGA
This is a messenger RNA of Alternaria postmessia, 897 nucleotides long. RefSeq lists its product as uncharacterized. Gene Ontology annotation, molecular function: oxidoreductase activity. Lineage: Eukaryota; Fungi; Ascomycota; Dothideomycetes; Pleosporales; Pleosporaceae. Bases 1 to 897 code for a protein of 298 amino acids. The record is from RefSeq and is a predicted model, not a curated record. The transcript has 3 exons.